This is a messenger RNA of Penaeus chinensis, 615 nucleotides long. Its product is annotated as mucin-2-like. The transcript has 7 exons. NCBI's taxonomy places the organism in Eukaryota, Metazoa, Arthropoda, Malacostraca, Decapoda, Penaeidae. The record is from RefSeq and is a predicted model, not a curated record. Bases 1 to 615 code for a protein of 204 amino acids.
AUGCCCCACCCACCUGACGACAACUUACUACCUGACACACUCACACCAAAAUCCACGCACCCCGCCCCCACAACAGCACAGGCACACCCCUCUCGGCUCACAACACAGGCGGACACAAACUCCCUCCCACACUCCCCUCCACCAGCAUCCCCACUUCCAUACUACUUUAAACCAACCACCGCCGAUCAUCGUCACACCGGCCCCUCCCCGUUGACGCCCCACACCAAACCACACUCCGUUUCACACCCGUUCUCUGACAAUUCUCUCCCACUCCGCAUCCAGGUCAACGCCAAAAUCUCUCUCCACAACCUCAUUCUCUCACGACUCCUCUUCUCACCAACGCUAGAGCUCAUCUCACACCCUCCCGAACACUCCAACAACGAAGACUUCUCCUCAUUCCUCCCAACACCUAUCACCCCUGUAGUGAAAUUCAUGUCCGGACCACUAACCACCAAGCCCUCCAACUACCAAUACUCCCACCCCCCAAAAGCCCUACCGCCCACCCAUGACGGCAACGACAUCAGAUCCAUGCAAACCACAUCCUCUGCUCCAGAACCGACUACAAAGCCAAAGACGUCCGCGUAUCUCGCCUCGCAAAAACUAACAUACAACUGA